This is a messenger RNA of Cololabis saira (Pacific saury), 564 nucleotides long. It is a transcript of the gene ifnphi3, whose product is annotated as interferon phi 3. The coding region runs from base 1 to 564 and encodes 187 amino acids. The transcript is spliced from 5 exons. Lineage: Eukaryota; Metazoa; Chordata; Actinopteri; Beloniformes; Belonidae. The record is from RefSeq and is a predicted model, not a curated record.
AUGAAACCCUCCUCCGUCCUGCUCCUCCUCCAGCUCUGCUGCCUCCAGGUGGCGGUCCUGGUCUCCAGGUCCACCUGCCGGCUCCCGGAGACCCUGGUCCAGGAGACCCACCACCGGCUCCGAGACCUGGGGGGGUCCAUCCCGAACCACUGCAAGACCCAGACGGACCAGAUCCACUUCCCCGAGUCCAUCCUCUCACAUGGCGCCCGCCGUCUCCCUCAGUGCCGCUGGACCUCCAUGCUGGUGUACGGGGCCCUGCAGGGGGCCCAGCUGGUCUUCGACGACUACGUGGUACCUGAGGGGGAAGGGGGCGUCUCCUGGGACUCCCAGAACCUGGACCUGUACCAGAACGUCCAGUACCGGCUGGUGGAGGACCACCCCUGUCUGAACAACACCGAGGCAUCGGCCGCUUUAGCGCCGUACUUCAGCAACGUGACGGCGCUGAUCGCACAGCAGGACAGCGCAGCCUGUGGCUGGCAGGUUCUGAGGACUGAUCUGCUCUGGGUCCUAAAGUCCACCCUCCACAACCGCAGGGAGUGCUUCAACCGGACCAAGGCCCAGUAG